AUGCACACGGCUAUUGACAUUGAUGCAUCACUUCGACGCUUUUGGGAGCUGGAGUAUGUCAACCAAGAACUUCAUCGGAAACCAGAGAACGAUGAAGUUGAACAGCACUUUUUGAAGAUACACACAUGGGACCCCAAGGGGCGUUACAUCGUCGAACUUCCGUUUAAAGACCCCAAUAAGCAGUUUUCGGAUACUCUAACUAACGGAAAUUCCUUGAAUGAUGCGCUACGCAUUGGUCCCAAAAACCAUGGUAAAGAAGAGGUGAAGACCACCGCACUGACUACUCAGGAGGUAAUCUUAUUGUCACCGAUCGAAGCACUGGCUCAGCGGGUCUCAUCCUGGACAAAAAUGGUUCGCAUUGCAGCUUACUCUCUACGCUUCAUCCAAAGGAUCAAGGCUAUUACGUCAGGCACGCUGACAAAUUGCAAGGGGCUCACCUUUGAGGAGAUGCAGGCUGCUCGCAUUCUUUGCCUUCAAGACGCUCAGAAAUGCUUCAAGAACGACUACAAUCUUCUGAUGGAGAACAAGCCACUUCAGAGCCGCUCCCAGCUCAUUAAGCUUUCACGGAUCAUUAGCAAGGAUGGCCUUCUUCAAGUCGGUGGACGACUGGACAAUUCACAAUUACCAGCUGAUGUCAAACACCCAAUUUUUCUUCCCAAAUCGCACAGCAUUACAAGGAUGAUUUUGGAACACGAACAUGCGUCAAAUCUGCACCCUGGAGUUUCAGCAUUUUUUGUCAUUAUCCGCCAAAAAUAUUGGGUCUUUGGCGCACGCAACCUCAUAAGGAAUCUGGUGCACAAUUGCAUCAAAUUUUUUCGCCAACGAAAUCAAAGAGCACAAGAAUUCAUGGCCGAUCUACCGGGGAUUCGCAUUACAGAAGCACUUCCGUUCCAGCAUUCAGGCUGCAAUUACGCUGGACCAUUUAUUCUCAAGGAAAGAAGUGGGCGAAAUGCACGGAAAAUCCACUGUUUGUCUGCCUCGUAA
This is a messenger RNA of Drosophila elegans, 984 nucleotides long. RefSeq lists its product as uncharacterized. The coding region runs from base 1 to 984 and encodes 327 amino acids. The transcript is spliced from 2 exons. Lineage: Eukaryota; Metazoa; Arthropoda; Insecta; Diptera; Drosophilidae. The record is from RefSeq and is a predicted model, not a curated record.